GCUCGAUAAGCCGGCACCUCAGGUGACAAAAAACUGUCUUUUGAUUUUUUGGGGGGAGAAGGGUCCUCCUGAAAAUAUCUCAAAACAUAUCCUGCGUUAAAUCUUGUUUGAGUUUUGAUUGCUGGGCGUAUUUGGAUCUUCACAGGCAAACAACUCAGACAAUUGAAGAAGCGAACAGCAGUCAGAACUCUUUUAGCCGCCAAAAGUUAGGAGACAUACAACUGAUCAGAAGAGCUGGAAAAUCUGAGGUACGAAAAUAAAACUUUUAAAUAACAAGAAUGAUAUGGAAGCGAGAGGUGAUCUUUCCUAGUACAUUAUUUCUUAGCUAUUUCAGUGAUAUUCUUACUUUAAUCAUGACCAGCGUGAGUGCAAUAUUCCUGUUUAUUUCGGCAUCACUUUCAGUGUAUGUAAAAUAUUCAUGUGUUAUAUACAUACAAUAUAUAUUGUAAAGAGGGCACCGCGUCUGUUGUCCUCUCAUCCACGAAUGCCUCUUUCCUUCCAUCCUUCCUCCCUUCCUUAGUUCAGCGGUUGAAAGAUCUAUCCGUAUCCAAUCAUUGUUUUAUUAUUUAUUCAAAAUAAUUUCUAGUUUAAAAAGAUAGCUAAAACAUGCUUACCGUUACCUUAAUCGAUGUUAAGUUCCCGUCUUCAACUGCGUAUUUCUCGCCAAGUUCUGAAGAUAUUCAAUCUACAAAUAGUAGAUGUCGUCUGAAAAGAAACAUUUAACAUUGUUUUUCAUUUCAGUAUUUCUUCAUUUUGUAUUUUUUAUUAAUUCAAUAAAAGUCUUUUACUUUAUGUUUCACGUCAAUGCAUGGACAGCCUCUGUUUGUAUUUUGACAGUCGUCGCAUACACGAACUUGACUUCCUUUUACAGCGGUUAGCAUGUUCAUCGCUCACGCCACGCUGGUUCAUAGAAGCACUUCGUUAUAUCAAUGACCUUGUCCAUUCAGAAAAAAAAUGUCCUAUUUCUACUCUACCGUGUUGCACGGUUUUAAUAAUGAUUUCAGCUAGAGUGAUUGGAUUACGUUCACUGGAAAGUGAUGUUUUUUACAACUCUUGACCGGCGGAAAAAUGCAAAAAUUUUCUCCAUCAGUGACAUUUGCUAUAUAAAUAAAAAAGAACGAAAAAUAUCAGGUGUUGCAUGGACACUACUGGACACAGAAGGACGGACUUAUCAUGGCGACAAGACGCAAGCUUAACAGACUUUCCCUUCGCCUAACGAGACACUUGUUUUUUUUGUGAACACAUACUCGGACCCAUGAUGUAGAUAAUUCAUAACUAGUAUUUAUGUUAACCUUGAUGGCCAUAAGUUUCUCUAUUCUCUGGUGGGUUUCGACCGGUCCAUUCUUUACUUAUUUACUCUAUUUUUUUUAUUGAUCUAUAUUACAAUUAUUUUCUCCCCAAAACGACGAUAUAUUUUAUGUAAUAAAAAAUUCUAUUUUUUUUAUUGAUAGAAAUAUUUCUGAAACUUGAACUAGAAUCAAACUUAAACAACUGAGCAAAAUACUGGUCGGAUCUUUCUCUGAAAAAAAAAAUGCAUUGUUUUGAAGGGAAAGAAGUUAUUUUUUCCAGUAAAACAACCGUGUCAUAGAACAAGUUUAAAUUUCAUUUUAUCCAUGUUUUCUCGGAAAAUAUAUUCAUUAUUUUAUGUGGUAUUCACGACUUACAAAAAUGCAAAAAUAAAAAAAAAAACGUCUUGAAAGAUAUAGUGUAAAGAAGUAUUUUUAAGACUGCAGCUUAAUUGGCUUCUAUGUUUCUAUUUUUUUUUGUUCUAACUCCCGGUCUCCGCCGUCUCACAGAAAGCUUGAACAGACUUUUUAAAAUUGACUUUGUUUGAUCAAAUAAACACCAGGGUGAUCUGCGAACGGACUAUAUAAUUCCCUGGGGUACUUCCUUAUAAUAAUCUGUCUCCGUCUCCGGGUGAACUCCUCUAUAGAAGUUACUGAUAGGAUCAUAUAAUUAUGUAGAUUAGCUGCAUAGAUAAUUAACGUUAUUGUCUGCAAAUAGGAGAGAGUUUUUAUCCCCAGUUUUUACCCUGACCAGGGUAAUGCACAUAUGGGAGAUAAGGUAAAGGAUUUAAGGAAUUAUGAAUCGUGGCAUCACCGCCAUUUUCCGGUAGGUUUUGAUAGAUUAGACUACCAAAUUUUUGGCACAAUUAGUCACUACGAGCAUAAUUUUCACCUGUUUUUCGAAAGAAAGCACCGCUAGCAUAAUUUGCACGUUUUGGUAUAAUUUUGCAGUGUAAAAAUUGUCAUUUAUUGAACAUGCAACCAGUGUUUUUGGUCCGAGAGCUGUUUUACAGGGAAAUCUAAGUAACGAAUUCAUUUAUUUGUCUGUUUAUUGUCACAUUCAUGGGACCUGGGUCAAACAGGAAGUGACUCAGGACUCUCUCCACAAGACUCAACGUAUUGACCUAACAGGCUCGGUUACCUGGGGUGGCGUCCGCGCGUUGGUUGAUUAUUGGUUGAGUUUUCGUACUUGUCAGAGAAUGAAUUAAGGACUCUUAAAGUUUCUUGGUGUAAACAGGGUAAAUGAGUUUGCCAUUUAAUUGUACAUGAAGCAUUGAGGUGUUUUUUUUUUAACAAAUCUAAAGUAAAAAGUGAGAAGCAUAAUUUCUGCAUUUUGUUUGCUAAAACGAGCUUAAUUUACAAAAACUAGCAGAAUUAUUGGCAUAAUUUUAGAAAUAUACGAGCACUGCAAGUAGCAUAUCAUGCUACUUUUGCGAGCACAGUCUAUCAAAGCCUAUUUUCUAGGGUACCUCCUUUCUUUCCUCCCCUCCUCUCCCCUCCCGCUAACUCGUGGUUAUUAAACUUUGCGUGCCUAACUCUUUAACACCCACGAAAUAAAUUCAGUGACAUUCUAUGAACCAUGAUUAUUUUGUUUUCAACAGAUUGGAAGAUGGCAGGCAUGAAAACAUUAAUCAUUAUUUUCGUUACCAUGUUCCCAGUCGCGAUGAUAACAGAGGAAGAUGUAAAUCAUGGAGGUAACAACUAACCACUACGACGUCACUAACAAAUUUAAUUGCGCACCUGCGAAUUGUUUCCAUUAUAUUUCAGCGUCCUGUCUACUCUGCUUCAUGUACAGAAAGCCGCUUAAAAUUUUAAUUUUUACACUUUACCUAAAACACCAUUUCGAGGAUUUAUUCACCACAAUUUUUACGUCGUCCAUAAAAUUUGCAUGAGAAUUGUUUUCAAUUUUUCCUGUAAGUAUAAGCAGUCAUCAUAAGAGAAAUUGAAGACAAUUUACUGAUGCAAAAUUUUUGGGGGGUAAACAAGAUGUUUUACGGUCGAUGUAAAAAUGGUGAAUAUGUUAACAACUUCUAAUAAAACAAAUAUAAUAGUAUUAUAUUUGUUUUAUUAUUAUUUUUUUAAUUUUACACUUCAAAAAUGCGCGAUCAACAUUUGGCAAGAUUUCUUUCGUUCAGUGUCCGUUCAUGAAUUGCUUUGCGCUAUUGUUUUUUUCUAAUGGAUUUCAAAGAAAUUUGCUGUACAGUCAGCUCUCUCUUAACAAACACCUCUUUAGACGGACAAUCCUCUGGUGUUGGCCCCUGUCAUUGUCCAGUCAUUUGACUGUAACUAUGCUCUAAUAAUAAUAUUAUUAUUAUUAUUUUAUUAUUAUCGUCAUUGUCAUUAUCAUUAUCAUUAUCGUUAUCGUUAAAAUUAUUAAAUAUUCUUAUUGUUAUUAUUUUAUCGUCAUUUUCUAUUAUUUUAUUAUUUAUUACAAUUAUAAUAAUUGUUAUAUUUAUUAUUGUUUUGCAAAGUUGAUAAAAUGCCGUUAGCUUACACAUUGAAAUUUUUUGUUCAUAUGUGUUGCUGCUUUCCAGUUUGUCCCGUUCCGAUGAAUAAAGAAGAAGAGGAGUUUAUUAAAGAGCGGGAAAGAAACAGAGAACUAAUGGAAGAAAUCGCCAGAGAAAUUGAAAUGACGUGCUCAGGUAAGUUAAAAAAUGAAAAUAAAUAACAAUAUUAAAAACCUUGGAUGAGAAAGUCCUUCCGCGCGAAUUGCACGCCCUUUUGAAUAGUUUAACCCUUUGGGACAAUUGGGAGUGUUAAUGGAACAAUGCAGAGUUUGCAUUUCUAAAGCCACUUACCCUUUUAGACCCUGUUUACAUGGAGUGGGGGACCCCGGUUUAGUGGGGUAGGUUUCUUUUGUUUUGUGUCCCCCAGAGCGUGAAAACAAAAGAAACCAUACCCACUAGACCGGGGUCCUCCACUCCAUGUAAACAGGCCCUUAGUUUCCCAUUUAGUUGUUAAGCAGCAAAUCCAGGAAGCUAUACAUACACUAUCUAUAGGUAGCCAUUUUGACUUCUGAGGGAAAUAACCCACCCAGCCCAGAAAAGGUUGGCCAUACCACCGAGGUUUACGUCCAAUACUCUUUCCAGUAUACGGUGGUGUGGGUUCUUUUAGGUCGCACAAGUACCAGAUAAGUCCUGCCGGACCUACGUUUUUUAUUCCUUAUCCGAGAAGAUUACAAAGUCUAACCGUUUUCAGAUGUCGUUACGAAGGCAGCACUUUCUUCUCAGUUAUUUAAAGAACCUGAGUGUUGGCCCGGCCGGGGUUUGAACCCGCAACCUCCCGCUCAGCAGACAGGCACUCUCCCGACUGAGCUAACCAGAGGGCGGAGGUUAAAAAAACUUGGAGCACUGCUACCUUACUAUGAAAAUCCUGACUAAUCUUGUGAGAGAUUUAGACAAACAUUUUGGGCAAAAAUCCAUUGCCAAUUUCGCUAUUCGCCACUUGAAUUUCUCCUAUUCCGGGAAGCUAAAUAGCCCCAAUUCCGUGAGGUGAAAGGCUAUAAGUUGGACUAGAUAUCUAUAGAAUAAAAGAGCAAACGAGAAACUCCUGAAAACGUUUAUGGUAGUUUUUUUUUUCUAAAAACGCACAAACUUUUACGACUUGGAAUUUAAUGGAACCAAUUUAGAUAAACGAUUUCUAGUCCAUGAGCCAUUUUGUGAGAAGUGGGUAAAUUCAAAGCCUUUCUCUCAAGUUAUUAACCCCUUUCAAUUCGAUCAAGCUUUUUCAGUUCAUGGUGACAAUUGAAACUUAGGGUGCGUUUGAUUUCAUGGGAAAUCCGGAUUUGAGUUUAAAGUGCGGGUUUUAGAUUUGGCAAUCGAACGCGAAAUGCAAAACGGACUUCACCCUCACCCCCUGAGAAAUCCUUCCUCAAAUCAUGACUUUAUGGAUUCCUUUAUACCGUUCUAGUUGAAAAAACUGUUCUCGUGAACAGUGUUUUUUUUUCUGCUUGUUAUGCGUGCGCAUGCGAGACAAAUGCUCUCUCAAAAACAGUUCAAAUCUUUUCUCGUAUCCCCGAAAUACUGAUUACCAAAGGUCAAAUUUCACUUGUAUACCAACCACAUAGACCAGCAACACCAUACGAUAACAGGCCUUUAAAUGCAAUAUUUUUUUGUUUGGAGUAUUGAUACCAACGUUUUCUCACUGAAUUUUAAACAAGAGAUCAUGAUAUCAGUUGUUUGUGCUUACAGGAGAGACGUUUAAGUCAAGGAAAUUCUUAUAACUAACUUUUACUUGCUGAUUUGUAGACGAGUGUAAAACAGGACUACAUAACUGCCACAGUGAUGCAUACUGCACCAACACCAAGCAUUCCUUCACGUGUACUUGCAAAGCAGGAUAUACUGGGGAUGGCGUCAACAACUGUGCAGGUAACAUAAUAUGGAGCUGAAACGAACAGGAAUUUAUGUUAAGUCAUAUGCUAUUCCAUGCCAAAAAUAGUACAGCCAAAUGGAAAGGUAGAAACCAGUUUUCAUAUUCAGUCAGUGGUAUGUCACAGGUUGUAUCUACGAAAAGGGUUUUGGCCUUGGUACGUGUAAAGUUGUGGCCUCCAAUUUUUCCCACAGAAAUUAAUAACAACGGAAAUAAUUUUAACCGCCAAAAAAGUAUAUUUAAAGCCAACGCUGCAAUGUACGUAUGUUAAUACAGCAAAAAGGCAACAUUUGUAUUCUUGCGUUAACAAAAGCUAAUAAUAAUAACUGCGACAACUUAACUGGUCGAGCUCGAGCCGUAUCCCCAAUAAAGCACACAGGCUUAGAGCCAGUUAGGCUGGGGAAACAAAAAGUGUGACCAACAUAUGUCUGGGACAGGAAACACCGAGCUCAAAGGCUUAGAAACAGAAAAAACUUGGGAUCUAUCUUUGACAUAACGAGACCAUCAAGUGCCAUCAAUUGAAUUAGUGUCCCGUGUAAUCGCCUAAUUUUAAAAACUGAUUUAUUCAUUCGUGGACUACCAGUCUCGAAAGCAUUGCAUUGCUAUCUCUCAUUCAAUAGAUAUAAAACUGAAAUAGAACUGAUUCAGUUUGAUAAUUCAUCAUUAACUCUUGAUUUCCAGACAUAAACGAGUGUAACACAGGAAAACACAGCUGUGACGUCAGUAGUUCAGUGUGCUAUAACACUAUAGGAUCCUUCGGGUGUGCUUGCAAGGAAGGUUAUUCUGAAAAUGGAGAAGAUAAAUGUACAGGUAACACUUAA
Molecule: messenger RNA, 6475 nt
Organism: Porites lobata
Lineage: Eukaryota; Metazoa; Cnidaria; Anthozoa; Scleractinia; Poritidae
Source: the annotation of a GenBank genome assembly